Molecule: messenger RNA, 2213 nt
Organism: Myotis myotis
Lineage: Eukaryota; Metazoa; Chordata; Mammalia; Chiroptera; Vespertilionidae
Gene: CD80
Product: CD80 molecule
Exons: 7
Coding region: 445-1359 (304 amino acids)
Biological process (GO): immune response; cell surface receptor signaling pathway; cellular response to lipopolysaccharide
Cellular component (GO): external side of plasma membrane
Molecular function (GO): coreceptor activity
Source: RefSeq, a predicted model, not a curated record
UCUCGGAGCUUCCUCAAAUCAUAUCAUCAUAACCAUACCUUGUGCUUUUAUUUAAUUAUGCCUGAUGGAAAACUCGAGUAAGAGGAAGUUGGAAGGGGAAUGCCGCCUCUGUGACAUAGAACUUAAAGUACAACUGAGCAAUUUGACAGCAUUUCAAGCUACCCAAAGGAGAACAUCUCAGAAGUGGGUCCUCCUACUUUAAUUUUCAACACAAGAGAAAUUGUUCUUCAGCGGUGUCAGAAUAAAUCCACAAUCUUUUAUAUUCAGGAUUUUAAAGACCUGGGUACAUCAUCAGCCUCUCCUCAGUGUGUUUUGCAAUUGACUCCUCUGUGUGAGGCAACUGAAUUUCUUCUGCACAAGCCUGGGACUCGCUUGGAAGGUGCCCAGUUCUCACUUGGUGCAAAAUUGUUUGCUUUCGUUUUUUCAUUGUAAGGAGCAGAAGCCAUGGGUCAAACAAAGUGGAGAACACUACCCUCCAGGCGCUCGUACCUCAAGCUCUUUCAGUCUUUGGUGCUGGCUGGCCAUUUUUACUUCUCGUCAGGCAUCAUCCAGGUGACCAAGCCGGUGAAUGACAGGGCAGUACUAUCCUGUGAUUACAACAUUUCCACUGAUGAACUGACAAAAGUUCGCAUCUACUGGCAAAAAAAUAAUAGUGAUAUGGUGCUGAGUGUCGUUUCCGGAAAAAUGGAAGUGUGGCCCAAGUAUAAGAACCGCACCGUAGCCAACAUCAUCAGUAACCCUUUCAUUGUGAUCCUGGGUCUGCGCCCAUCCGACAAGGGCAUAUAUAGCUGCGUCAUUCAGAAGCCUGAAAAGGGAGCUUACAAGUUGGGACACUUGACUUCGGUGAUGUUAUCAGUCACAGCUGACUUUCCUGUCCCAAGUAUAACUGAGCUUGGAAACCCAGCUACAAACAUCAAAAGAAUAAUUUGUUCAACCUCCGGAGGUUUUCCAAAGCCUCACCUCUCCUGGUUGGAAAAGGGAAAAGAAUUAAAUGCCAUCCACACAACAGUUUCCCAAGACCCUCAAACUGAGCUCUACACUAUUAGCAGUGAACUGGACUUCAAUGUGACCAACAACCACACCUUCAUAUGUCUUGUCAAGUAUGGAAACUUAACAGUAUCACAGAUCUUCAACUGGCAAAAAUAUGAGCCAAAAACCUCUCCUUUUAAUCAGUCCUGGCUCUGGAUCUUAAUCAUAGUGGUUGGGAUUUCUGUGAUCGUUGUUAUUGCAGUAUUUUGUUAUUGCUGCCUGUGCAACAGACCUGCUGCAAGAUGGAGAGAGAGAAGGAAGAGUGGGGAGAGUAUGGAAAUGAAAACAAUCUCCCCUAUCGUCUCAGGAUCUGCAGAAGCAUCAGGCUGAACAGAACAUUUAAAGCAUUCGCCUGUGUUGCCUCCAUAGACAAGUGGCCCUGAGGACCCCACAUGCAAUGGACUGAUGGACUGCAGCAGGGAAACACAAGUUGAGCUGGCCUGAUACUGAACUGGACUGUGCAGACGUGGAACAGAAACUCUCGACACUGGUUUUGAUUUUAGCUCUACUGGAACCCAAGCUAUACUUCUUCUAUGACUGGACUAAGGGAAAUGGGACUUUGGAAACUCAGGGAUUUAAUUCCACACUAAUAAAAAUCACUCAUUCUCCCAUUCAAAUCUCAGAAAAUUCCUCUUCUCAGGAUAUUGCAAGAAAUCCACCCCCACGAAGGCCUAGUGGGGAUGAGGACCCCCCACUUCCACCUGUAACACUUGGACAACAGUUCUACAGAUAUCAAGAAUUCCCAUGUCUCUGGGUGUGUUUAGCACAAAUGGAAGUUUCGAAUAAAAAUCUGGGGGACUGCUUAUCUACUCAACUAUCAAUGCAGCAGGUGCAGCAAAUGUCAUCUGAGGUACCCAGGAAGCUGAACCCUGACAAUUAUUUGUACAAGGAACACUAAAUGGCAGCCCGUUAUGUUGAUCUUACAAAGAACCAGCAUGAAGUCUGCUGUUAGUCCGACUACUGGCCCAGGGAAUGACUACAUGUAACCGAUGAAAGUUUUCAUCUUCCACAGUGGUACCCAGUCCAUGUCCAGACACUACGUCUACCUAACUCCUCUGCAUCCACAGCAAGAAGCAGAAUCUUUUAAGUGGAGACUGAACAUGUUCCACAUUGUUUAUAGAUAUAUGUGUACACUGGGAUACCACCUUUUACAUAAAGCCAAGUAAAGUUCACUCACUGCUGUG